Molecule: messenger RNA, 1615 nt
Organism: Fusarium graminearum PH-1
Lineage: Eukaryota; Fungi; Ascomycota; Sordariomycetes; Hypocreales; Nectriaceae
Exons: 2
Coding region: 447-986 (179 amino acids)
Biological process (GO): transcription-coupled nucleotide-excision repair; maintenance of transcriptional fidelity during transcription elongation by RNA polymerase II; DNA-templated transcription
Cellular component (GO): RNA polymerase II, core complex
Molecular function (GO): DNA-directed RNA polymerase activity
Source: RefSeq, a predicted model, not a curated record
CAAAUUACUGUUCUUUGGACAGCUCAAACAAUUCUCACAAAUUCAACAACAAUUACCUAUUGGCUAUAGAAUACUAUAAACUCUGGUUGCAUUGUCUGUACUCAAACUCAGCUCAGCCCAACCACAGAAAAAAAGCCACAAACCACGCCAUCAGCUCAAAUUCAGCACCCGAAAGAAAAAAGUGGACCAAAGCUGCCAAAGCGAGCCCCUCCCUCUACUAUUUUGUAGCACUCGCCGCCUUUCAUCAACUCUUCCCUUCUUCUUCCUCUUUCAUCAACAUUUCGACCUCUCUACCUUGGAGCGACAAAUCACUUUUAAUCACGGCUUGAACAUACACGAAUAAUCCAAUUAUUGCAUCUGCUUUUUGCAUUUACAAUAACUGAGCAAUCAUUCUGUUCAUACUCUCAACUAUCACACCACCUACACACAACAACGCGACCGACACAAUGGCGACUCCCCAGUCCACCACCUCUUACGAGGCCGAAACCGACAAGAAGCUCGAGCAGAUUACUUUCCGAUUCUGCUCCGAAUGCUCCAACAUGCUCUACCCCAAGGAGGACCAAGACGCUCACAAGCUUCAGUUCACUUGCCGAACAUGCCAGUACACCGAGGACGCCAAGUCUACCUGCGUCUUCCGCAACAACCUCAACACCUCGGCCGGUGAGACCGCCGGUGUCACCCAGGAUGUUGGCUCCGAUCCGACGGUUAGUGACCUUCCACCUAUUGUCUGCCACGGUUGUGGUGGAGUUAUCUACUGCACCUCUUGCGGCAAGCCCGAUUGCCAUAUGGUUGCCUCUUUGAACAAGAUCAGUCAGCCCAUCACGGGCAUGUGCCAGUUCACCUUGCCAUGGGAGGACCCUUCUGCCGACUACGAUGAGGAGAUGAUGGACGAGGACUCUGACUACGCCAAGACAGAGUCUGAUGACUUCCUCUCCGACGCCAGCGAGGAGUUUCUUGAAGAGAUCUCCAUGAUGUCCGAUUCAUGAGUUUUCCUCUCAACCAAACUAUAAAGCUACAUCACGACGACUAUGACUAUGACGACAUUACUGGCGAACACUAUCUACUUUGGGCUGGCACAUGCUCGGGCUUUGGUAUUAUAUUCCGGCGGCACAUGGACCGACCGUGACAUGAGUAAAAGUUGGAAACAGCAGUUGGAGCACGGGUGGCUCGCGUUUUCUUUGGAACCCGCUUGUCAUCGCUUAAAGACUGCUGGCUGACUUUAUUUUUCUUUUGCGCGCUGCAGCUCCCGCGAUCUACAAAGACUUGCCCUAGUUGCCAGCACACCGAAGCUGUCUUUUUCCAGUCUCAGCAGCGAAGCGCUGAAACCGGCAUGAAACUGUUCUACGUCUGCUGCGAUUGCGGUCACAUUUUUACUUGAACGAGACCUUGUAUCGAUACCCAGGCACCGACACGUCGCUGUGCAAGAUGGUCGCAUUAUCAUUUGUAUUUGGCAAGGCGUUUACAAAAGGUUAUGACAAGGUUCUGUCAUCGGCGCUGGGGACUUUUUAGAAAGGAAAUGGAACUUGUAUUUAAACAUGAUCCUGUAUUAGACUGCCAACGCAGUGAGCAUGGAGGAGAAGGAAUUAAAUCACGACAAGCUGCAAUUCGCAGUCUU